Diutina rugosa is the source of this 465-nucleotide messenger RNA. It is a transcript of the gene MED11, whose product is annotated as Med11p. The record is from RefSeq and is a predicted model, not a curated record. Gene Ontology annotation, molecular function: transcription coregulator activity. Gene Ontology annotation, biological process: regulation of transcription by RNA polymerase II. Gene Ontology annotation, cellular component: mediator complex. Lineage: Eukaryota; Fungi; Ascomycota; Pichiomycetes; Serinales; Debaryomycetaceae. The coding region runs from base 1 to 465 and encodes 154 amino acids. The transcript has a single exon.
AUGCCAGACACCUACAUCCAGGAGCGGCUCGACUCGCUCUUGGAGAUCGACGCCAAGAUCGUCGACAUGCUAGGGAAGUUCUCCACCCUAUUUUCCCACUAUACCGCCAACGAUCGCGACGCCCUCGUCAGCGACACCGAGGAGAUCUACUCCCUUCUCGGCACCAUUGCCAUCGAUUUGCGCAAGGAAGUGAAGGCGAUGGACGACAACAUCGGGGUCUACGAUAAUCGGGACCACGUGAUGAUUCUCCCCAUCCCCGUUGACCAAAAGAAUACCGUGUUGGGCGCCGAUAAGCUCCAGGCCCAACUCCAAGAGCUCGACAAGUUGGAGCCCCAAGCGCUGCGGGUUAAAGUGGAACCACCGUCAACCAGAGCUGGCGAUGACGUGGCAGCAGUGGAGGUUAAACAAGAACUGACGCUCGAGGUGAAACCCGAGCCCGAGGGUGACGUUAUGGUUAUUGACUAG